UAACCAAAAUAAAAAUUAUGAUAGUUAAGUUUUUAUGUGUAAUGUUAAAUAUGAUAAUACAUUAUUGUAAAAAACGUAGUCAAACUUGACCAAAAAUGAUUUAACUAUAGCCACUUUAUAAACCUAAAACAUCGUUGCUUUCUAAACUUACCCGCUUUAGACAAACCUGAAAUUGGCUAGGUUUCGGAUGCGAUGUAUGCAACCUAGACAGACAUAGGACGUGGCCAAAUUCAAGAUAAAAAUCCAGAGAAAGAGCUUUUUGCCUUAUUUUCUUAUGUGUAAGAUUUUAGACCCAAGAAAACCCACUUUAGCCUUGGUAAGCCUUCAAACAAAACCUAGAGUCAACUUGAUUCAAAUUAAGCCAAAAAAACACGAUUUUUUAAUGCUAUUCCGAGCCACUGUCACACCUAAAAAUAAUUAAAAAAAAUUCUAAAAAUAGACGCUGACCUAUUUUCCACUGCAUUCAAAACCUCCAUUUCCAAUCAAAAAACGAAAAUAAUCCUCUCACUUCCGACAAUCUUUUUCCUCAAAACUAACCGAUAAACACGACCUUGCCCCAAAAAUAAUCAAACUGAGAUUUCAUUACGAAACAAGUGUGUGUCAUGUGUACAAUCCUCGCUAUUUUUUUGAUUUUUUCCCCGAAUUUUGUCCAUUGCUACCAACAAUGGGCAACCAUCUACGAUAAAAUCACACAAGAGGAAGAGUUCUCCGGAUAUAAAACCAUGAUAAGAAACAAUAAAGCAUCGUCUUUGAAUUUGUUAUACAGUGGUGUCACUGUUUUCGUGCCGACGAAUGACGCAAUUCAAACAUUCAACGGGUUUUUUCGCGAUGGGGUGGUACUGUACCAUAUGGGUACUCAGCCGUACACUUUUAAACAAUUAAGGUUGAAUAACUCGAUCCAAAGUGCCCAUGGGGACAAUCCACCGCUAUGGGUAAGUGUGACCCCAGAUGGGUACUACAUUAACAACGCCAAAAUUUUGGAAAACCGCUCCAACUACAUGGCAAAAUGUAAAAGGAACGAGAAUUUGAAUCAGGUACUACACGUGAUUGACCGGGUACUAGACCCCAUGACACACAUGGCAAACCCAUCAGCUUUCGAUUUCUUACAACACUACAACCAAUGGGAUUUGGGACCGCUCAAAAGUUUUAAUUUCUGGACCAGAGUUCAGUACCAUGACAAGUCGGAGUUGUACCAAAAACCCGGUGGUCACACUUUUUUCAUCCCUGUUGAUGACAAAAUGGACGACUAUCGUCUACAAAGUAUUGACAGUUAUGUGAUUGAAGCACACGUGAUACCCAACAUGGUACUCUUCACGAGACCCACAGCCAAAAAUUUUAUUUUUGAAAGUGCCUCCAAUGGCGACUAUAUCUACAUAGUACUAUCAAUGACGUCACGAAAUGACCGGUACUACAUCAAAAGCUUCACAGUUUUGGGUGAUAGUGACCACAAAAGGGGCGAAGUGUUCGCCGAAAUUAUCAAAAGUGAUAUUCCAGUGACCAAUGGUGUUGUCCACUUGAUUUCCAAACCUUUGGCUGUUUUUGACCGCCAACUCCAAUUUUUUCCUUACUUACCAGUCAUCCACAAAGUGACCUCUGACCCUAAUUUGGACUUUACGUACAAUUUAGGCUCCAAAAACAGGAUUAACAAAAUCCUGAAACAGGAAAGAGGGAUGUACACCUAUUUCGCCCCCAAAAAUAGAGCGUGGAGGAACUACACAGGGUACUCACAUAAUGAACUCGUCGACAUUCUCACCCGGCAUUUAAUCGUAGCUGAAGUCCGCUACACCAUGCCCAAAUUGGUCGCCUUAUCCAAAAGUACCAAUGGUAGUACCAUUCUGGAAACAUUAGGUGGUACCCUCAAACUCCAAAUCGAUUAUUUCGACGAUUACUACCACCUAAAAUGGGGCACGAAAUGGGUUAGAGUCUCCCGCCCCGACUACAAAUGCACCAACGGAGUUGUCCACAUCGUAGAUGACGUUUUUGCCACCCCAAAAUUAGCAAAACCGAACCAAACGCCCAAAAGCGGUUUUUGGAGGACAUUGAAAGACACGUUCACGUGAUUACCCUUUGAAAUAUUGACUCGUGCGCCAAAAAUUUGGCAGUUGGACUCGAUAUUCGCCCGAUUUAGUGCCCGGUGAUAUUUCUUAGGAAAAGUUUUUUUGAUUCGGUGAUAAUUCAUUGUGAGUUUUGGACCUUGGAAGAGGGCCAAAGGAUGGAGUUUGAGUGAAUUUGUGUUUUGGAUGACCUUGGAAUCGGCGAGUCAAUAUUUAAAGAGUCGAAUUAUUUUUAAGAAGUGAUUCGAAUUUAUGACAAUGUGUGACAAGUAGAUACAGGGUGAAUAUGAAGUAUGGAACCAUGCGGUUUUAUUUUUAAUCAUUUGCCUCUAGAAAAUUAUAAUUAAUACGAAUUAAAGUAAUAUAAAAAAAUGU
Molecule: messenger RNA, 2429 nt
Organism: Tribolium madens (black flour beetle)
Lineage: Eukaryota; Metazoa; Arthropoda; Insecta; Coleoptera; Tenebrionidae
Product: fasciclin-1-like
Exons: 2
Coding region: 603-2060 (485 amino acids)
Biological process (GO): cell adhesion; extracellular matrix organization
Cellular component (GO): extracellular matrix
Molecular function (GO): cell adhesion molecule binding
Source: RefSeq, a predicted model, not a curated record